AUGUCGAAGCAGCUUUUUAUCAUUUCUGCAGGGGCCUCGGCGGCACUACUGCAGGCUGCCACCGCUAUCGUCGACAAGGCCACCGCUGGGAAGCUUAGCACAACAAUGACCUCGAUGGCGGAGAAAAAUGCAGUGGUGGUUGGGCCUGAGACGCCCGUUGGUGUGCACACGUCAGUAACUGCCGCACCUGCCUCGCCGGACCCAGCGUACGCGGGCGUCAAGACCGUGCUUGUGCGGGCCGUGCUCCCUCGUGCUUCCCCUGAAAAGGUACAACUGCGUGAUGCCCUUGAUGUCUUCUUUGCUGCAGGUAUCAAUAUGGAUGCUGAGGUGAAGGCUGCCACGGAGUCUUUUAAGAAGAGUGCGGAGGUGGCUGUGGCAAAUGCAAAGGCGAUUGGUGUGAAUCGUGUCACUCUUGUACUGAAACAGGCAACAAAGUACAACAACGUCAAUGAGCUUUUCAGAAAAGUCUCGACAGAGACAAUUGAAGCUGCAGGGAUGACAACUGAAAUACAAAGCACAUCGGUCGCGACCAACCACCUUAUUAUGUUCCCUGAGUCACUUGGCGUUGUCCUCCUGAAUGACGUAACGUCAACGGAAAAGAUUGAAUUGGCCUACGCCGGGGUUCUGGGAGGUGCCAGCCGCACGUAUCAUACAGUUAGCGGUAACAAGAUUUCUGCAGGUCACAGCUUCAAGUCCGUGGCUCUGGCGGUGGCGCAGGAACUUCGAGCACUUGGAAUGGGAAGUGAAGCCACUAAGGUGGAGGCUGCAGCCGCAAAGAAUCCCAGAGCUGUUCUUUCCUCCUUGUAA
This is a messenger RNA of Trypanosoma cruzi, 807 nucleotides long. RefSeq lists its product as uncharacterized. The record is from RefSeq and is a predicted model, not a curated record. NCBI's taxonomy places the organism in Eukaryota, Euglenozoa, Kinetoplastea, Trypanosomatida, Trypanosomatidae. The coding region runs from base 1 to 807 and encodes 268 amino acids. The transcript has a single exon.